CGAGUUUGAGCGUUGCCCGCAAUUUGUGGCGCCCUGGUUUACCUUGACGUUUAGCGAGGAGUAUUGCCUUGAUUACAGGCAGAAUAACGUCCAGAGUGUUGCAGCCAUGGAUUCAUUUAUUUCCACAUGAAAAAUGCUGAAUCUGUACGGAACAGUAUACAAUCCUCCCACUCAUUUAUUCACCUCUUCAGUCAAGGAACAUUCACAAAACUACAAUGUCAUAUCAGGUGCAACGAACACGGGCGUUCCCACUAUGGCAUCCAGCACACCAGCUACCAUCAAUCAACCCGUCAUGGUUGCACCGAUUGGGAGUCCUCCAGGGUCUGCUGUCUUGAACAACGGCUGUACCAUAUCCCCAAACUGUGGUGUCACCAGCAAUACGACCAAUGCAUCUAUGACUUACAGUAAUGGACCUACUGGUAUGGCCUCUCUGAGUACAGGGAACGGGAAUGGUGGGAAUCAGUGUGGUAAUGGCUCCUCACCGCCAGCGGUAGGCAGCGGCGGAGACGUUCCAUCUAUCGGUGGCGGUGGUGGAUCUGCGAGCAGUGCUGGUGCUGGUAGCAACAGUAGCGGCUCUGGAGGUGCAGGUGGAUCCACGGGUGGUAGUGGUUCCUGCAGUGGAAUGGGACAUUCUGCUUCUUCGCAGCACUUGAUCCAGUUUGAACCACCCGCGCGUCCAGGUCGUGGCUCUGAUGGCCGUGCUAUCAGCCUGCGCGCUAAUCACUUCGAAAUCCGCAUGCCAAAAGGUUUCUUGCACCACUACGAUGUGUCAAUCGUGCCGGAGAAAUGUCCACGACGUGUCAACAGAGAAAUCAUCGAAACUAUGGUGAACUCAAUGCACUACCAGAAGUACUUUUACAACCAGAAGCCGGUUUUUGACGGCCGGCGAAACAUGUACACGCGAGACCCAUUACCAAUUAGUAAAGAAAAGGUUGAACUAGAAGUUACCCUUCCAGGUGAGGGCAAAGACAGAGUAUUCCGAGUUGCUAUCAAACAUGUAUCGGAGGUAUCCCUGUUCGCACUGGAAGAGGCCUUGGGUGGUCAUAUACGACACAUUCCCAACGACGCGGUAGUUUCACUGGAUGUCAUUAUGCGACAUCUUCCAAGUAUGAGCUACACGCCUGUCGGUCGUUCGUUCUUUCAAAAUCCUGACGGAUAUGAGAAUCCCCUCGGUGGUGGUCGGGAAGUUUGGUUUGGUUUUCAUCAAAGCGUUCGUCCCUCGCAAUGGCGGAUGAUGCUGAACAUUGAUGUAUCGGCCACAGCAUUCUACAAGGCGCAGUCUGUGAUCGACUUCAUGUGCGAAGUUCUUGACAUUUCUGACAAGAGUGAGCAGCGGCGUGCAUUGACGGAUAGCCAAAGGGUGAAGUUUACCAAGGAAAUCAAAGGUCUCAAAGUGGAAAUAACACAUUGUGGAACGAUGCGACGAAAAUACCGUGUGUGCAAUGUAACGAGACGUCCGGCUCACACGCAGUCAUUCCCUCUGCAGCUCGAAACUGGCGCUACGAUGGAGUGUACGGUCGCGAAAUAUUUCCAAGAACGAUACAAUAUCCGUCUAGAGUAUCCUCAUCUACCUUGUCUGCAAGUUGGCCAGGAACAGAAACAUACCUAUCUACCCUUGGAGGUGUGCAACAUGGUCGCUGGACAGCGAUGUAUAAAGAAACUCACGGAUAUGCAAACUUCAACCAUGAUCAAAGCGACUGCACGGUCUGCUCCGGACCGGGAGAAGGAGAUCAAUAAUCUGGUCAAGCGCGCCAACUUUAACGCGGAUCCGCACCUGCAGAUGUUUGGAAUCAACGUUAAUACACGGAUGGCCGAAAUUCAAGGUCGUGUCAUACCUGCACCGAAGAUCCAGUACGGUGGUCGAACCAAGGCUCAGGCGUCACCACAGCUGGGUGUCUGGGAUAUGCGUGGCAAGCAGUUCUUCUCGGGUAUCGAAAUCAAGGUUUGGGCUAUUGCCUGUUUCGCGCCCCAGCGCAUAGUACGAGAGGACUCUUUGCGGCUGUUUACUCUGCAGCUUCAAAAGAUCUCCAACGACGCGGGCAUGCCUAUUUUGGCCCAACCAUGUUUCUGCAAGUAUGCAACCGGACAAGACCAAGUUGAACCGAUGUUUCGUUACUUGAAAAACACUCAUGCGGGUCUUCAACUUAUUGUUGUUGUUUUACCCGGAAAAACUCCCGUAUACGCCGAAGUCAAACGUGUGGGUGAUAUAAUGUUCGGACUUGCAACACAAUGUGUGCAGUCAAAAAACGUGAACAAAACAUCGCCACAAACGCUGUCUAAUCUCUGCUUAAAAAUUAACGUGAAACUAGGCGGUAUCAAUUCGAUCAUUGUGCCUAGUGUCCGACCUGCUGUUUUUCGGGAACCAGUUAUCUUCCUCGGCGCCGAUGUGACUCACCCGCCGGCGGGAGAUAAAACCAAGCCUAGUAUCGCUGCCGUCGUGGCUAGCAUGGACGCGCACCCAAGUCGUUAUUCUGCCACUGUCCGCGUGCAACCUCAUCGCCAGGAAAUCAUCCAAGACCUCUAUCCUAUGGUCAAGGAUCUGUUGCUUCAAUUUUACCGGGCCACCCGUUUCAAACCGACUCGAAUUAUCUACUAUCGUGACGGUGUUAGUGAAGGACAGUUUCUCAAUGUUCUCAACCAUGAACUCCGUGCAAUUCGCGAAGCCUGCGUCAAACUCGAACUGGGUUAUCAGCCCGGAAUCACUUUCAUCGUGGUUCAAAAACGCCACCAUACUCGACUGUUUUGUGCAGAUAAAAAGGAUCAAAUGGGUAAAUCUGGCAACAUCCCCGCCGGCACAACGGUGGACCAGGUGAUUACGCAUCCGACUGAAUUCGAUUUCUACCUGUGCAGUCACGCGGGCAUCCAGGGAACCUCCCGUCCCAGUCACUAUCACGUGUUGUGGGAUGACAACCGCUUCAGUGCGGAUGAUAUCCAAAAUCUGACGUACCAGUUGUGCCACACCUAUGUGCGGUGCACCCGAUCUGUGUCCAUCCCGGCUCCAGCCUACUAUGCGCAUCUGGUCGCUUUCCGUGCCAGGUACCAUCUGGUUGAGAAAGAAAUCGACAGCGGUGAAGGCAGCCAAAAAUCGGGUAACUCUGAUGAGCGUACGCCAACGGCAAUGAUGCGGGCCGUGACUGUGCAUCCAGAGACUUUGCGUGUCAUGUACUUCGCCUAAGUCCGUCCCACUCGAGAACAUUCCCGGGUCAGCAGGAUCACCGCAUUUAAACACCGUUGCCACUGAAAUUGCCUAUAUUUAUGCUUUAAUCUUUUUGUGUUCCCAAUACCCCUCUUUCACUGUCGUCGCCUGUUUUCUCCCUCCCUACCGUGCCAAAAUCCUCGAACCUCUGAUUCAUCAUCAUUUCCGUGACAUGAUGUAGAAGAUCUCUUCACGCUGAGCGUUUCACCUUAACACGAAUGAUUGCUUUGUAUCUUUUUUACUUGAUGGAUUAGCACAUACACAUUCGCGCUGCCAAAUAAGGUCCCAUGUGGCCACUCUUCAAACGUACUUUCUAUCCCGUUGUGGCGCCUAGUUUUCUUUGUCAUUUGUCCAUUCCUCUAAACUCCGGGUAACGGCCCAUUUUGUUCACACCAGUUUGCAUCUGUAAUUCGCACAUUGGCCGUCUACCUAUAACUCUGUUGUUGUACGUUCCUUUACCCACCCUUGAAAUGUUUUUGUGAAGCCCACACUUCCCAAGGAGUGCUGAAGAGUACAGUAAGGUUCUGGGGUGGUCGUCUUGAGUGAUUGUCGACACUUUGCACACGCACACCGCACGUUCCCGCCUCGGGCGCACACGAGUUCCGGAACUGAUUGGCGUUUGCUUUUUGUGUUACUUGGAUUGCGGUAGAUUGGACCGUGUUCGCUUUGCGGUGGCUCGCCGUUGUGGUUGCAUGUCUCAAGACGAUUGAACACAAUUUGUGUUGGAUGGUGUGGUUAAUGGCAUCUACUUGCAGUCAGAAUACCGCCAUUCCUCGGACGUUGACAACUGUAUAUCGACACCUCGCCAUCCACACACUUGUCACGCCGGCCUCUCGCUCGUCUUAGCCUCCUGGUUGUGCUGUUGUUCGACUUUGAAUGCUGCCUCACGAUAUUUUGGUUUUCCGGUCGUUUUACCCUCUCACUACACGAUCCUAAUCGAUCGUUCCGCUUAUGCUUUCUUCCGUCCACCGAUAUUUGUCUAUAUUGUAUUGCAGCACUUCCUUCACUUGUGUAACCACGGGGCUGUGUGCAUCCAUAUCCUAUCUUCCGUUGCUCUCAAUCGAUAUUCAUGUGUGUGUAUGUUAUUUUUCUGUGCGACACUUUUUACCGUGGCUGUAUUCACCUGUUUUGCUUCUCCUCAUGCCUGUAGUAUACAUCAUGCAGUAACCUGUUGGUACAUUAAUAAUCAUGUAUAUCAUCCUUUUUUUUACUUCCCCCCUCUCGAACGCUCGGCAGCUCAAUACGUUGAUAUUACAGCAUUUGUUAGACUAGUG
This is a messenger RNA of Opisthorchis viverrini, 4470 nucleotides long. RefSeq lists its product as hypothetical. Gene Ontology annotation, molecular function: RNA binding; protein binding. The transcript has 14 exons. The record is from RefSeq and is a predicted model, not a curated record. Bases 134 to 3175 code for a protein of 1013 amino acids. NCBI's taxonomy places the organism in Eukaryota, Metazoa, Platyhelminthes, Trematoda, Opisthorchiida, Opisthorchiidae.